UCACAACUCCUCGUGCUUUUCACCGUGUGAAACCAAAUAACACUCAAUAGAAGAGAAAGUUGAAGUUUGAUUACUUUUUUAAAGUUCGGAUGUGAUAAUGAUAUCAAAUUCAGUGUCGGGAAGCUUUAAAAAAAGUUGUCCACCUGUCGACUCAACAACGGUCACUCAGAAUAAGAACAAGAAAUUGAAAUCGCGACACAGGAAAGCAAGAAAGGUUACUACUCCAUCUGAAGCAGUUGUGAAAAUUCCAACUUCGAAAACUGAAGCGUCUACCAAUUGGAAACUUUUGUUGAGCAAAAAGUCUGCAGAAAUAUCGGCCAAAAAAGCAGGAAGCGUGAGACCGGUGAAACCACAGUUUUUGCGCCGUGACGUUAAGAAGCAUAAAAAGCAAAUGGAACAAAAACAAUCUGGAGAAGGAAGUGGGACCAGUAGUUCAUUGACAACAGACAGUUCCGUUUCAAAUGCUGCUGCUCUAGAACAAGCAAUUAAAUCUACAGAUAAGAUGCACAUCACAAUUCCUUCAACUGGUAGCUGCUCGAGCACUGAAGGUGAGACGAGGGUUGCGCCCAUGAAACAAAAGGAUGGACACGUCUCGUUUCCCAAGCUUACUGGACUGAACUCUUUGGGAUGUUUUGAUUAUACCCACUACGGUCACUUGAAGACACCCGUAUCACCAGAACACGAAUUUUUGACGAGACCAACACCAGCGUUGGCGAUCGAUUGUGAAAUGGUUGGUGUUGGGACUUUGAAAGAAGAUGCCUUAGCACGAGUUUCCAUUGUGAAUGAAUUUGGAUAUUGCCUUUAUGAUAAAUUUGUAAAGCCAAAGUUGCCAGUCACUGACUAUCGUACAGAAUUUAGUGGGGUACGGGAGGAGGACCUUAAAAAUGCGGAGGAUUUUCUAAAGUGCUUGCAAAGCGUCGCAGAGCUCAUUAAAGGAAGAACUCUUAUUGGACAUUCGCUAAAAUCCGAUUUUGACGUUCUUCUUUUAAAGCACCCCAAAGCGAAAAUAAGAGAUACUUCGUUCUACUAUCGGAAAAAAUUCAAAAGAUUGAAAACCCCUUCAUUGAAAUCAUUGGUUAAGGACCAUCUAAAAGUGGAAAUUCAGAAGGGAGAACACAAUUCAAUAACAGAUGCCCAAGCUGCUAUGAAACUAUACCUAAUUGCACGAGAUGAAUGGGAAACUUCCUGCAGCGACAAGUAUAACUAUCGAGUUCAUCAAUAUUGGAUGGGAAAAGAAUAUCGGAAAGCGUUUCAAGCGAUGGGAUUUGUAAUUCAAAUAAAGAAGAAAGAACGGAAAUAAAAAUAUUUUAAAAAUAUAUCCAUUCUAUUUUUCAUUAUGUGACUCCACGUAAUGGAAAUAAAUUGAAUUAGUUUUGUAAGGCAUAUUUAAAUAUGAAUCUGCACUAUCUUUACGCAUAUACGUAGAGCGAUGCUUUAAAGAUGAUGAUGUAAUUUUACUCGGUAACUUUACUAUGUUAGACAAUUAUUUAAUCCAUAUCAUCGAAUUUGGCGAAUAAAAAUGGUUAUAUUUCCUAUAAUUUAUUGUUCCUUGAA
Messenger RNA from Folsomia candida, 1554 nucleotides. Its product is annotated as RNA exonuclease 4. Bases 98 to 1300 code for a protein of 400 amino acids. Gene Ontology annotation, biological process: rRNA processing. NCBI's taxonomy places the organism in Eukaryota, Metazoa, Arthropoda, Collembola, Entomobryomorpha, Isotomidae. Gene Ontology annotation, molecular function: 3'-5' exonuclease activity; nucleic acid binding. The transcript is spliced from 6 exons. Gene Ontology annotation, cellular component: nucleus. The record is from RefSeq and is a predicted model, not a curated record.